GACAACCGACGUUGGGUCUUGGAGGCCUUUGCCUUAGAGCAGGGAAUAGCUCUGAUUCAGAGGAACCAGAAGCCACUCCCCUGGUGGUGGGGAGAGAACCAGGAGCUAUUUUCUAGGGAACUGUGGAAUGUGCUCUUGGGGGCCCAGGAAAAUAAAAGGAAGAUGCUCCAGACCAGUAACUAUAGCCUGGUGCUUUCCCUACAGUUCCUGCUACUGUCUUAUGACCUCUUUGUCAAUUCCUUCUCUGAGCUGCUUCGAAUGGCUCCUGUCAUCCAGCUGGUGCUUUUCAUCAUCCAGGAUAUUGCAGUCCUCUUCAACAUUAUCAUCAUUUUUCUAAUGUUCUUCAACACCUUCGUCUUCCAGGCUGGCCUGGUCAACCUCCUGUUCCAUAAGUUCAAAGGGACCAUCAUCCUAACAGCUGUGUACUUAGCUCUCAGCAUUUCCCUUCAUGUUUGGGUCAUGAAUUUACGGUGGAAAAACUCCAACAGCUUUGUUUGGACAGAUGGACUUCAAACACUGUUUGUAUUCCAAAGACUAGCGGCAGUACUAUACUGUUACUUCUACAAACGGACAGCUAUGAGACUAGGCGACCCUCGCUUCUACCAGGACUCUUUAUGGCUGCGCAAAGAGUUUAUGCAAGUCCGAAGGUGACCUCUUCUUGUCACACAGAUGGAUGCCUUUCUUUCCUGAUAGAAGUUACGUUGCUGCUGUGCUGGGAGGCUUUUCCUUAUGCACCAGGAAGCAGCUGAAUUUUCCUAGGAGACCACAGGCCAAUUACGUUCAGCAUUCAAGAAGGGAGAUCCUCAGUUAAAGCGUUCCCUAACAGAUUCCAAUACAUAAUCCAUCAGUCGCCUCUCACCUCAGUUCUACCCACUUUCCUUCCUUUCCUGCUCCAUACUGUUCAUUCUCUCUGACCUUUCUUUCUUAAAGCAGGCUCUGUGGCUCUUACCCUUAUGAAGCUUUUCAUUUAGACUGAGACAGGAGGAUCUCCAGCCCCCACUUUCCUUGUACUAGAACGAGUGACUGAAGGAUGUGACAAGUGGUAGGUGUGUGCUUCUGACUGAUCACACUUUAGACAUUUAUACUUUAUA
Messenger RNA from Otolemur garnettii (small-eared galago), 1091 nucleotides. RefSeq names its product transmembrane protein 138 (gene TMEM138). The record is from RefSeq and is a predicted model, not a curated record. Gene Ontology annotation, cellular component: cilium. NCBI's taxonomy places the organism in Eukaryota, Metazoa, Chordata, Mammalia, Primates, Galagidae. The coding region runs from base 163 to 651 and encodes 162 amino acids. The transcript is spliced from 5 exons.